CUAAUCCAGACAGAACACUGCUGUCCAUCCUAGGCUCCCUCAGGUAUGCAGCUGCACCACCGCUGAACAUACAGGUGUUACUGAGCUGUUGUCCUGAUCCUGUCUCAGGAUGUUUCACUGGGUGGUGAAGGUGGUUCCUCAGCCCCCUGACGCCCCUGGUCCUCUGGGAGAGGAGACGGCCAAUCCCGCACCAAGAAACGUGUCGAAAGAUGAAGUGAAAAAAGUCAAGGCACAACCAGCCAAACAGAAGGAAGAUGAUAUUUCUGAGGACAACAGUAUUCAGAGUGGAGUGAUGACCUGGCUCUCCAAUGGAUUCACAAGUGCUCUUCCUCAACCAGCAGGCACACCUAACCUCAGCAGAUCCAACUCUGUAUCCAAGUCACUGCAGGAUGAUGAAAGGAAUGGGGUGAUUAAGUGGAUUGCAGAUGGACUGAGUAAAGUGGUACCCCAGCCAGAUGAAAAGUACAGAGAGGAUAAUCGAGAGGAGGAGGAUGAAACAGAGUAUAUCGCAGAGCCAUGUGUUUAUAACAUGAAAGAUGUGCCGGACGCAGAGCCCCUCCCACAUAUACCUGUGGUGGAGAUGUUUUCAGAAUAUGAGGAAGAGGAUCAGAUACCACAGUUCCCCCCCAAUGUGGUUAACUGGAUUAAGAAUGCUAUUCCUCAGCCUGUGAUGCUCCCUGCAGGCUACAUAGAGGCCCUAAGUAAGGCGCAACAUGCCCAGGUUCUCUCACCAUCUCCGGAGUCCCUCAAAGGAGAUGAGGACUCACAGAACUCGAAUGUCGUGGGCUGGUUCGUGACGGGUCUCGGCCUCAAGUUGCCACAGCCUGUCGCGAGAUCCAGAGAUGAUGUUGAAGUUCUGCCGAAUGGGGGGGUGGGAGCGCUGAGAUCCCCUUAAACAAAAGGAGAAAGAAGACUGAGGAACCAUGAGAGAGACUGAGACUGAGAGCAAAGAGAUAGAGGCAGAAAAACAGACUUACCGACAUAGAUGAUUGUCGACAUUUAUACAGCUCCACUGAGCAACCUGGCAGCUGUGAGACAUCGCUUAAAAAAUAUGUUUAAUUUACCUUACUCUUUAUGGAAUGCAUAUAUUUUUGUUCGAUUUUUAUUGUGUUUAGUCAAUGUAUUAAAAGGAACUGUUUGUCAGUUAAUGUCA
Molecule: messenger RNA, 1153 nt
Organism: Oncorhynchus gorbuscha (pink salmon)
Lineage: Eukaryota; Metazoa; Chordata; Actinopteri; Salmoniformes; Salmonidae
Exons: 14
Coding region: 110-895 (261 amino acids)
Source: RefSeq, a predicted model, not a curated record